AUGCAAUCGAUCAACAUGAGGCACACGACAGGAAAAUUGCAGUUGACACAUCCACGGUGUUCCAAUAUACCAAAGAGCAUUAGCAGCUGCAGUCUCAGCGAUAUGGGGCUCUCUGAACCUGCUUCAAUCCUGCGUCAAUGCAGAAGGAAGGUGAAGUUGCUGCCAUCUAUGGGACUGCAGCUGAGCGACAUCCAGGCGCUGCUUCUGGUACUGAUGGUUGUGAUUGAACCGUUUCUUCGCUGUGCUGCUGCUGCUGCUGGUGGCAUGGUCCCCCGAACGAGAAUGGCCACACCUGCAGCUGCAAACGAUUCCUUGGUGCAACUCACGAACUGCUUUCCCAGCAUUGUACUCAAUCCUUCCAACAUCACUUACACCUGCGAAGUUGGCAAUGCCGAAACACUGGUUGGCUUGAACCUCUCCGCCUCGUACUACACCCCAAUAGGCCUCAUCCCUGGCUGGCCGGCAACUCUUGUCGAGGGAACCAAUACAGUUACAUUCGUGCCUUUAGUGUGGGAGGUUUUAGGACGAUGGGAAUUGGUCGUCACAUCAUUUUCUGACAUGGAGGCAUUAUAUAUUCCGCUGACUACCAAUAAGAGCAUAAACUUAAUGGACAUUCGUGGGACCAAGACAGGUUUCAGUUCGCCCAAUCCGUAUUACGGUAUGGGUGCAUCGUGGGCGCCCAACCUCCCGAGCGGCACCAUGGCUUCCGACUACAUGCUGGUCCGCUCUUUCAAUGACUGCCGGUACACCACUACAACCUGCACUGACGCUGUUGGGUGCUACAGAAUGCUGCCACCCGCUCAUCUUCCCCCUCCAGGAGAAUACUGGCUCUGUCUGACGUCAAAUGACUGGAAUGACCAAUACCUUCCGUGGGGUGUAGAAUCUCUUGAGGUGCAGAUGUUGAUGGCCACGCCGCUGUACUUGACAGCUGGUAAAGACAGAAGUGUCGUGCUGCAGGAAGCGGAAUCUGUGGUCAGUGUGUUGGGGCGUGUGUUCCUGGUGCGGUGCCCUGGCAACGACUGCCCCCGUGUGAUUACUGGCAGUGGGGAAGAUGUGGUGCGCCUUGAUGCGUGUGUGAACACCUCCGUCUCGCCGCGGGUGUACCUGAACGACGGACGUGUGCUCUUCGCAGCACCUGGCGUGUAUGCUGUGUGUGUCGAUGAUAGUGAUAGAGAGCACACUGCUCCCGCUGCGCUGCCGGUGACGGUGCUGGAGAAACCCUUUGCCUUCAAGAUAACUGCUGACACGGACAAGAACACUGCUAAGAUUGAUGUCAGCGGCGGUGACCUCGAGUGGCGCAGAGAGCUGUACACGGUGUGCGCCGUGCCGCAGAGUGACACGUGUGAUUCCGUGUCUGCUGGGCCUCGUGUGUGCGAGGACAGUACGCUCACGUGGUCAUCGUCUGUGUUGAUGAAUCUCGCCAGCAGGGGAAUGCGUGUGAAGGAUGUGAAGUUCUGCUUCAUCGCAGCCAACGUGACAAUCGGAGGACGCACCUACACACAGAUGCAUGAUUUGUCCGACUAUGUGUCGGAGUGCUACGGUGGACCGGCCAGAAGACUCUCUAGUGUAGAAAUCCUCGGGAUUGUCAUUGGAUGCAUCGCUUUUUUAACUGCUCUGGCUUUCGCUGUGCUGUAUGUGUUGCUUCAGCGAAGGAAGAGCAGAAGGGUGUCACUGGACUCUGGUACACAUCCCUCGCCGACGCUGCCACACUCUGUGCAGAGGGAAUCAAAUCCCCUGACAACUGUUUCUGUUGGUACUUCCCCGCACACACCACCACUCACGCCUGCUCCUCCCCAAGACGAUGGUGCUGUCCAGGUGCCUGUUGCUGAGCAGCCCAGCAAAGCAGUGGAGCGGCACAUUGACCCCACAAAUAUGUAA
Molecule: messenger RNA, 1878 nt
Organism: Trypanosoma grayi
Lineage: Eukaryota; Euglenozoa; Kinetoplastea; Trypanosomatida; Trypanosomatidae
Exons: 1
Coding region: 1-1878 (625 amino acids)
Source: RefSeq, a predicted model, not a curated record